Magallana angulata is the source of this 6072-nucleotide messenger RNA. RefSeq lists its product as uncharacterized. Gene Ontology annotation, molecular function: mRNA binding. Bases 960 to 2057 code for a protein of 365 amino acids. NCBI's taxonomy places the organism in Eukaryota, Metazoa, Mollusca, Bivalvia, Ostreida, Ostreidae. The transcript is spliced from 12 exons. The record is from RefSeq and is a predicted model, not a curated record.
UUUACCUGUGGAGUUCAGAGAAAGUCAAGCGCGAUCAGAUAUUGAAAGUUGACACGUCUCUCCGAGUCCUCAAUGUUUUAAAGCAGAUUAGUUUUCUUGACACACCAGAUCUCUCUCCACAUAGCGGGGCUGCUAAGUUAGGUAAAUAUUGCCCCGUUAUUAGGACUUGUCAAGUUGAUUUUCUAAGUCUCGGGUAUUUUCAGACACGGUUUUUAAUAUAGCGCCCAGGCUAAUCAAUGUCAUAAGUGAGGCUUUUUUCUCUCUCUCUCUCGAUAUGUUCCUCUCAUAAGCUAUUGUUUACUUACGCGGCGUCAAAGUCUUUUCGGUUUUAUUAAUAAAUUCUAUAGGGAGAUCGACAAAUAUGAAAAAAAAAAUAUAUGUGCCAGUGAUUUUUUUUUUCAAUAAAAGAAGGAAGAAUAAAAAAGAAAAGCUUUAACGUGAUGUAAUGACCCCAGACUUUGAAAAAUGCAGGUCGGUCACUCCAUAUUUGUCUGUAAAGUAAAUAUUAGUGUUGAGUUGUUUGUAUGGACUUUUGAAAAAAAGCAAACAAAAGAGGGAAACCUUUUUAAAGGGAUAUAGCGCUCAGAAAUCCAUUAAGCGUCCGUUUGCAUCCAGUCAAACCAGUCGACAGCCAUAUAGAUUUUCCCUCUCUCUGUGUUUUCUAAACACAGGUAUUUUCAACAAAAGCCUCUUAUACAUAUACAUACCCAUUCACCCAAGGGCAGGUAACUCCUGGUUUGAAUUGUGAACAACUCUCUCACUCUCUCUCAUUCACACUGUGUGUGUUUAGACGUGGUUUACACAGAGGGAGAGACUAUUUGGCAUUAGACAUUGGAUAGACCUGAGAAUUUAGGGGGAGAGUAAUUUUGUACUGUGAUUCCCUAUUGUGACAUUUUUCAUGGUUCCCUAUGUUUUAUCGAUAUAAUGAACCUGUGUGUUGAUUAUUAACGACCGCUGUGAUGUCAUCGGAUUCUGCUGGAUCGACGUCCGCUGAUCUGGACAUGCUGGGUGUUCAGGUCCGCACCCUGUUUGUGAGCGGGCUGCCUAUGGACGCCAAACCCCGGGAACUCUACCUCCUAUUCAGAGCUUACAAGGGAUAUGAAGGUUCUCUGUUAAAAGUCACAAAUAAAAACGGCAAAAAUACCUCCCCGGUAGGGUUCGUGACCUUUAGUUCUAGGAGUGCCGCUGAGGCUGCCAAACAAGAUUUACAGGGAGUAAGAUUUGACCCUGACUUGCCACAGACAUUAAGGUUGGAGUUUGCAAAAAGCAAUACAAAAGUCACCAAACCUAAACAGCAAAGUCCACAACCGGCUGCCACCCACCCAACACUUAUCCACCCAAUCACAGGGCAGGAACUUAGUGCAGCCUUUUUCCCAGGAGCCACAGAGACAUGGGCACCACAUCCCCUUGCGGCGUACCCAGAAUUAGCCGCACCAACAGCCGCCCUCCACCACCACGCUCUCAUACAGCACCCAGCUCUGGCUCAAGUCCCGGUACGGGAAUGGACAUUUCACACCCUUCCUCAGGAAUGGAUUCCUCAUCUGCAGAUUCACCACCCCACCAUGGUAGCCUCCCCCCAGGCUGUGUCGGCCGCCCUGCCACACCCCCCUAUAGCGGCCACGCCCAUUCUUACGAGCCCCCUGAGCACGAGCGUCAGCACGGCGGGCGCCGGCACGCUACAGGUCCAGCAGACGUCCUCCCAGAGCCCGGGGGUGUCCAUGGCGGCCCACACCAGUAACUCGCCCUGCUCCACCCUGUUUGUGGCCAAUUUGGGACAGUUCUCCUCCGAGCAGGAGCUUAAAGACUUGUUCAACAGUUUCCAGGGUUUCAGCCGGCUAAGAAUGCAUAACAAAGGAGGAUCACCCGUAGCAUUUGUAGAGUUUCAGGAUGUGAGACAAGCGUCGGAGGCCAUGGGGCGACUUCAGGGCUUCGUCCUUCUUUCCUCAGAUCGAGGCGGAAUCCGCAUCGAGUAUGCUAAAAAUAAGAUGGGAGAGGUGGGAAAGAAGGAAGAAACCUCUGGUCUAUCCCCAGUAAGCACCACAACGAUUUUCUCAUAAAUAUUCAAAAGGUUGUGUUUCCAUAGGAACGGCUUUUCCCCCUUCCUGUUGUCUGCAUCUGUCGAGGAGGCUCGCUGUGAUUGGAUAAAAAUAAUCAUCAGUGAAGCUUUUUUGUUUCAUCCUUUUGAGUGAUUGCUAUUAAUAAAACUUAUGGUCUCAUAUCGCUAGCGAGUGUUACUUUUAAAUUUAUUUAUAUGAUAUAUUAUAUAUUUGAAUAAGGAGGACUUUUUUGGUUUUUGUGGUGAAGACAUUGUUAUUCUAUAAGAUAUUAUACAUAUAUAUCUGUAUACAAUAUGUUGAUUGAUUCUCAUUGUAGAUAAUCCAUGUUACUUAAUGUUUAUCGUGUAUUUGAUAUUAUAUAAGUCAUGCAUACAUUACAUGUAUAUGAAAGAUUUUGAUUGGUUGAUGAAGUCACCUGACAUUGUCGUCACUAAGUGAUAUGCAAAUAAGAAGGUCUUUAGAGUUCAAGCAAAGAGACCUAGAAGAUCUCAGAAACUGUGUGAAUUUUUAUCACGUUCGAAUAAUUGUUGAGAAUCUAAUAUGAAUAUCAAUUAUUUUGCAAAGGAAAUGAAAUAGUGCACUCCAUUGUGACGUCAUCGACUUUUGAUGCCUACAAAAUCAUUGUGAUUUGGUAUAUACGAUUUUUUUUGUUCUUCAUUUUUGCUGUGAUGAAAAGCGUGUGUUAUUUGAUAGGUAUGACAAAUGUUUCCCAGGGACUUUUAAGAUUUAUUUAUUUUUUGUCCAAGAUAAUUCGAGACGUUUGUUGACAAAUCAUGAAUGUACGAUUCCUAGAUUUGCUAUCCUGAAUAAGCAAUUUGUUUCUUUUGUAUUUUGCUGUUUAAAUAUUUUGAAAGAAGCAACUGGUUUUACAACUGUUCAAAAAUAAUGUAUGUCUUGAGCGAAAUUUACAUUAACAUUUGUAUUUAAUUAAAAUAGCCUUGCAAUUUUGUAGGAAACACUAAUUUUAAAGGAAGAGCAAGAGAUGCAUGAACAUUAGCAUUUAAAUAUUUAUCAAAAAGGUCAGUUUUGAAAAAAAAGAUUAAAAAAAAUGAAAUAAUUAUUUACUGUGAUGGGGAAGUAAUCUGGUAUUAGGGUGUGUAAGCAGACAGCUUUCGGCAACAGGAAGCAUGAAGCGAAAUAUCGAUACGGCGCUAUAUCGAUAGUGCGCUAUAUCGGAAUAGAUUUCCCAAGGUUAUCCGUCCACUGUUCUAACAUAUCGGAUGACAAGAUGGAUUUAUAGAAGCACAAACUCACAGAUAUUAAACAAACAGGACAUGUAGAAUUUUCAGUUUUUGAGAUUCACAGUUUUUUUUUCAUUUUACUUACUUCAAUUUUAAAAAGAAAUAGGAAUGAUGAUGAUUCUUUGCUAAAACGUAAUAGUGUUAUUUUUUAAUCACUCCAGUUCGAAAUUUUCUGCACUUUUUUAUGGGAUUUAAUGAAGUGUUCAAAACGGCAGAUCUCUUUGUAAUGUUUUGUUUAUUUGGAGUUUUUAAAAUCGUAUAAAGAAGGCUUCGGUAAACUUUUUCAGGGGUAAUACACAUGUAAACCAGUAGUGAUUUUGUCUACUCUGAAAAGUAAUGCGAAGGCACCGUUACCCUUUUUUUAAAGCAAUAUAAAAACACUGCUAAAAUGCACCAUCGCACUUGUUAGAUGAUAAAACAAGGUUGUGUUUUUAGAUGAGUUAAAGAGUCGGUCAUUAGAUUCACUUGUCACACCUUAGGCUAAUAUGCAACAAAAAUUCGAUAAGCACUUUUGCACUAGAAAUGUCUUUUUUCCCUUCUUAUUUUGAAUGGUUCAUUUUCUUUCUAAUUCACCUCAUUCAAAGGUUUCACUCUCCAACGAUGUUGUACAGAUAAUAAAACAUUCCAUUUUUUCCUCUAUGAAAAUGUUCCUACAUACUCCAUGACACUAAAAAAUCCCUUCCAGAUGAUUGGUCACUUUUAUACUGACGUUAUGCGAUUCUUGCGUCAUCCGAAAAGUUUUGCAUUCACAGAACACGAAUAUCAUUUAGUACACGUUAUUGAAUUUAAAUCUGGAGAGUAGAAAUUGAUCAAUUAUUUAUGUUUUUAUUUAUUUAUUGUAAAAUAGUCUCAAGUAGGAUAGGUUUUUAUCAAAAUGAUAUUCAUCGUUCGCAAAAUGUCAACAAAUAUGCAACUGUUUAUAUAACUAUUGUUGAUUUGGUAUUAGUGCUGUAGGUUUGCUGGUGAAUGUGGCGUGAAAGUGUAUUUACUGUACUACAUGUGUGUAUCAAUGGAUGUAUAGACCAAUACGAUCACUUGUUACAAACUUAUGCUUAUUAUUGAUUUUAUAUAUUUGCUUACAUCUUGAUUGUCUGUCUCAUAUUAUUGUGUUACUACGAAAUCCAGUGAAUAAUCAUUGAGGAUAUUGUGAUUGACCAAUCAAAUUGAACAUACGAGUUGAGCGGUCAAUCAAAUGAUUCGUGUGAAAUGCGACGCGUUUGGUUGACCAAUCGAAUUAAACUUUACAAACAGGGCUAGAAAUACUUGUAGCAUAAUCAUAAUGUAGCGUAUAGAACAAAAUUACGAUGACACAGGGUAUGAAAUAUCAUCACGAAAAAUAACAAAACAAAACAUAGGAGGAUCAAACUUAGCUUCAGAGAUCAAAUAUCUACUAGUAGUGAUUGCUUUUGUCUGUAAAUCGAUACUCAACCUUCUGCUGCAAUGGUUAAUGGUUUUUCAGUUUUCAUCGAACCUUUAGAGAUAGAAAUUUGUACUUUCCCGUAGGAAGGCUCAAUAUUCAACAGAUUACCCAUCAGAUCUAGCUAAAAAUGUACCUAUGAUUUUAAAACUAUAAAUUAUUUUUGGGUCGAUGAAUAUCCAAUUACUAGUAUUUUACUUUUAGAAAUGUUUCCUUAACGUUUUACAAAGCUAAUCUUCUGAAGGAAAUUGAUAUAGUUUAAACUUGGGCAUGGCCGUCUAGGCCUCUUCUAAAGAUACAAUUGCAUUUUGAAAGUUCUUUGUUAAUAAAUUUUGGUCGUGUGUAGCGGUACUAUGGAAUAUUAGGUUUAACAUUGUUGAUUUUAAUCGUUAACAGGGUAGCUCUCUAUUUGUUCUUUCUUGUUAGUUGACAAUCUCUGUAAAAUAAAACGCUCAGAGGAUAUAGUAUAUUAACUAGGGACUGCUUACAGAUCACUCAUGCAAUUUGUCAAUCAAGUGACACUUUGUUAUUGUUUACAUUUGGAAAUCGAGUGAAAGAUUUCUGAAAGUAAAAAUAGCUUGGUUUUAAAUCACCUUUUUCUACACGUCCUUUUCGUAAGAGAAAUGCGUCUCAUAGAUAAGUAUGUUUAUGUAUUUUAAAAUAUAUAUAAAUUAUGCAAACUGUUUUUUCACUAGCUUUGUUUUUCGUACUUGUUUACUCUUUUUAAAAAAAAUCUGUUGUAGUAUUCUGUCAUUGUGGUCAGUAUUGAUCAUCGAUUGGUUGUUUUUGUCACGUGGUAGAGGGCUACUUAUCUUUUGUGCGAGUUAUAUUUCUUGUCUUAUGGACUCUAAAAUGUCAGAUUAAAUACUGACUGGUUUUUUUCAUUAGAAAACUCUUUAGGAUUCGUAUCCACCGCAUUUGGUCAAUCAUGGAACAAUUUUGUUUCUUUUUAAUUUUUGGUUUUUGGAAGGAGUAAAAUAAGGUAUUUUUUCUCUAUUUUAGCCACAGUGCGCCGUGCAAUGUCUAAUUUUUGCUCAAAUCUGUUCUUUUUAUUCAGUACUUUAUGUUAGCGACUUAGCAUUGAUAUGUGGGAUUCAUUGUAGUAUGAACUGUUUACUCUCUAACUGGUAGAAACACGAAAAAAGGGCAUUAAAAUGCCAACUUGACAUCGAAAUAGUCAUGUUCUAUUUUCCCGUCAUGCAUUGACUUCCCACAUUGCAAUGAACCGGAAGUUUUUUCGAAGUAUUAGUGUUUUGCCAUUUAUGUACAUUGUAGUUUUUUUGGGUCACCUGUGGCCCCGUUAUGUAAAUUAUAUCAUACAUGUCUUUACAUGGAAUAAAUGACCAACGUCAAUAAA